This is a messenger RNA of Procambarus clarkii (red swamp crayfish), 891 nucleotides long. Lineage: Eukaryota; Metazoa; Arthropoda; Malacostraca; Decapoda; Cambaridae. The record is from RefSeq and is a predicted model, not a curated record.
AUGGCACCAGAGGAAGAUAGGCAGUGUACCUUACCUAUUGAGUGUCUACUAGGGAGUGAGGUACAGCUCUUUAUUGUUGUACCUACUAGUUCGUCUACUGGCCUUGUUGUACCUACUAGUUCGUCUACUGGCCUUGUUGUACCUACUAGUUCGUCUACUGGCCUUGUUGUACCUACUAGUUCGUCUGCUGGACUUGUUGUACCUACUAGUUCGUCUGCUGGCCUUGUUGUACCUACUAGUUCGUCUACUGGCCUUGUUGUACCUACUAGUUCGUCUACUGGCCUUGUUGUACCUACUAGUUCGUCUGCUGGACUUGUUGUACCUACUAGUUCGUCUGCUGGCCUUGUUGUACCUACUAGUUCGUCUACUGGCCUUGUUGUACCUACUAGUUCGUCUACUGGCCUUGUUGUACCUACUAGUUCGUCUACUGGCCUUGUUGUACCUACUAGUUCGUCUGCUGGACUUGUUGUACCUACUAGUUCGUCUACUGGACUUGUUGUCCCUACUAGUUCGUCUACUGGACUUGUUAUACCUACUAGUUCGUCUACUGGACUUGUUGUCCCUACUAGUUCGUCUACUGGACUUGUUAUACCUACUAGUUCGUCUACUGGCCUUGUUGUACCUACUAGUUCGUCUACUGGACUUGUUGUCCCUACUAGUUCGUCUACUGGACUUGUUAUACCUACUAGUUCGUCUACUGGCCUUGUUGUACCUACUAGUUCGUCUACUGGCCUUGUUGUACCUACUAGUUCGUCUACUGGCCUUGUUGUACCUACUAGUUCGUCUACUGGCCUUGUUGUACCUACUAGUUCGUCUACUGGCCUUGUUAUAGCUGCUGCGUUUCAACUUGACUAUUCUUAUUUUGAAAUUCUUUGUCGAAUCGGGCCUUAA